AUGUCUUCCCCUCUCAACGCGAUCCGUCGCAAGAAGAAUGUCAAGAAGGGUAUCCAAUUCUGCUUGAUGGUAUGCGGUGCUAGUGGAACUGGACGCACGACAUUUGUCAACACUCUCUGCGGAAAGAAAGUUCUCGAGCACAAAGAUGCAGACGAUGCUGCCAACGCACACAUCGAGGAAGGCGUGCGGAUCAAGCCCGUGACAGUUGAACUGGAACUCGACGAGGAAGGAACUCGCAUCUCGCUAACGAUUGUCGAUACCCCUGGAUUUGGUGACCAGAUUGACAAUGAGGCCAGCUUCUCAGAGAUUGUGGGAUAUCUCGAGCGCCAAUAUGAUGAUAUCCUUGCCGAAGAGUCACGAAUUAAGCGUAACCCCCGUUUCAGAGACAACCGAGUCCAUGCCCUCCUCUACUUUAUCACCCCUACUGGCCACGGUUUGCGAGAGCUCGACAUCGAAUUGAUGAAGCGCUUGUCCCCACGUGUCAACGUUAUCCCCGUAAUCGGCAAGGCAGACUCUCUGACCCCAGCCGAGCUGGCGGAAUCAAAGAAGUUGGUUAUGGAAGAUAUUGAACAUUACCGCAUUCCCGUCUACAACUUCCCAUACGAUAUUGAGGAAGAUGACGAAGAUACAGUUGAGGAGAACGCUGAACUGCGUGGCCUGAUGCCAUUUGCCAUUGUUGGCUCCGAAGAAGUUUUGGAGAUCGGUGGCAAGAAGGUGCGAGCCAGACAGUACCCUUGGGGCAUUGUUGAAGUUGAGAACCCUCGUCACUCAGACUUUCUUGCCAUCCGAAGCGCGCUUCUACAUAGUCAUCUUGCCGACCUAAAGGAGAUUACUCAUGACUUCCUCUACGAAAACUACCGUACUGAGAAACUCAGCAAGAGUGUUGAUGGCGGUGCUGGAACUAACCAAGAUUCUUCCAUGAACCCAGAGGAUCUCGCAUCUCAGUCUGUGCGCUUGAAGGAGGAGCAGCUUCGCCGCGAGGAGGAGAAACUGCGUGAGAUUGAACUCAAAGUACAACGCGAGAUCAAUGAGAAGCGCCAAGAACUGCUGGCUCGUGAAAGCCAGCUCCGAGAGAUCGAGGCCCGAAUGCAACGAGAGGCCAGCUCUCAACUUACUACAAGUGAAGAGACCAAUGGGGAGGCUUAA
This is a messenger RNA of Talaromyces atroroseus, 1146 nucleotides long. RefSeq names its product Septin-like protein spn3. Gene Ontology annotation, cellular component: septin ring; microtubule cytoskeleton; septin complex. The coding region runs from base 1 to 1146 and encodes 381 amino acids. The transcript has 6 exons. NCBI's taxonomy places the organism in Eukaryota, Fungi, Ascomycota, Eurotiomycetes, Eurotiales, Trichocomaceae. Gene Ontology annotation, molecular function: GTPase activity; GTP binding; molecular adaptor activity. The record is from RefSeq and is a predicted model, not a curated record. Gene Ontology annotation, biological process: cytoskeleton-dependent cytokinesis.